CGCAUGCGCGGCGGGUCUCCCCGCAGCGUUCGUCGCCUCCUUUGUGAGGGGCGGGCGCGGCCCCGCCCCGAGCGCGGUGCCGGGCGCAGACGGAGCGGCCGCGGCGGCGCCAUUUUGCGGCGGUGCGGGAGGCGCGGGCGGGAGGUGGCGGUGGUGGUGCCGGUAAUAGCGGCAAUAGCGGUAACGGCGGCGAUAACAGUGGCCGUGGGUGUUGCUGCUGCUAAUCGGGACUAGCGUCCCCCGUUCGCCCCAGCCCCGUGGCCAGGACUCUGCCGAUAUGAGCGACGUGGAGGAGAACAACUUCGAGGGGAGGGAGUCUCGCUCCCAGUCAAAAUCUCCAGCUGGGAGUCCUGCUCGUGUAAAAUCAGAGAGCAGGUCAGGAUCUCGCAGUCCGUCGAGGGCUUCCAAACAUUCUGAAUCGCACUCUAGGUCAAGAUCAAAGUCAAGAUCCAGGUCCAGAAGACAUUCGCACAGACGUUACACGCGGUCCAGAUCCCAUUCUCAUUCCCAUAGGAGACGUUCUCGAAGCAGAUCGUACACACCAGAAUACCGUCGUCGAAGGAGCCGUAGUCAUUCUCCAAUGUCCAACAGGAGAAGGCACACUGGCAGCAGAGCUAAUCCAGAUCCUAAUACCUGUCUUGGAGUGUUUGGUCUCAGUUUGUACACUACUGAGAGAGAUUUACGUGAGGUCUUCUCCCGUUAUGGACCUUUGACUGGUGUCAAUGUGGUUUAUGAUCAACGGACUGGACGAUCAAGAGGAUUUGCUUUCGUUUAUUUUGAGAGAAUUGAUGAUUCUAAGGAGGCAAUGGAGCAUGCAAAUGGAAUGGAGCUGGAUGGCAGGAGGAUUCGAGUGGAUUACUCAAUCACCAAGAGAGCACAUACACCCACCCCAGGCAUCUACAUGGGCAGGCCAACACACAGUGGAGGAGGUGGUGGCGGUGGAGCAGGUCGUCGCCGGGACUCAUAUUAUGACAGGGGAUAUGACAGAGGAUAUGACAGAUAUGAAGAAUAUGACUACAGAUACAGGAGACGAUCACCAUCGCCUUAUUAUAGUCGAUACCGAUCGCGAUCAAGAUCCCGUUCCUAUAGUCCAAGGCGCUACUGAAGAUUAGAAGAGUUACAGUUGAGGACUUGAUUUUUAAAUACAAAGUUCAGAUCUUUAGCAUCCCUACUGCUUUCCCUUCCAUCUUCCCUUUCUUGUUCUCCUUCCGGCUCUUUCACAAGUCUUUGGUUCAUUUAGAAUAUACAUAUUUUCAGUUGAAGUAUUCCUAUUUUCCAUCCCUUCUUAUUGUAAUACUCUUAAAUAUUGUAAUUGUUGUAGUUUUUGUGUAGUAAAACAUCUUGAGUAAAAUGAAAUAGAGAAACCCAAAGUGCUGAUACAUUUUGGAAGUCAUUCCUAUUUCGUUUUUACAACAGUUGGACUCCUGACUAAUCAGAAGAGAGCGUUGAUAUUUUUAAAGCUUGCAUGUCAUAUGUAGUAUACACACUCGGAUACUUUAACAUAAACCUGCAUUUCCAAGUAACUUGUUAAUCUUUCUGUUAAAAUGUUUACCUAUUACUUUGAUAAACAAGUAAUGACUUUGAGCCUUUUCUGUAAUGAUAAAUUUGCUUAGAUAGUCAUGAACCAGAGGAUUGGGGUUUUUUUUGUUUUUGGGGGGUUUUUUGGUUGGUUUUGUUUUUUUUAAUGUGUCAUGUAAUUGCUUUGAGAGUAGACUAUUUGAGCUAGAUCAGAAUUUGGUAUUUGACUGGGAGAAUAGAUCCUUGUACACUCAAAAUUAAGGCUGUGUGUUUUAUAGAAAAAGUUUCUGGAUUGCUACACAGUGGAUAACAGUUGAAAUUAAAAUUGUUUAAUUCCUGGGGUCUCUGUGGUACUUGGCUGAGUAUUUCCCCUUAAUUGGUGCAGAAGAAAAAAUAUUUAUUGAACAUAGCAAUUAGUUAUAUAAUUUGCUGUUCAUGAAAGAAAAAGUCACAAACUUUUUGGUAUUGAAAUAAUGAUGGAGCAAGUUUUGUUUCCAGUCCUUUUUGAACUUUUGGAAGUAUGGAUGGAAAAACCUACAGCUACAUGUAAACCUUUUUUUUCCCCUCAAUAAAAGUUAAGUCCACUGA
This is a messenger RNA of Pseudopodoces humilis (Tibetan ground-tit), 2106 nucleotides long. It is a transcript of the gene TRA2A, whose product is annotated as transformer 2 alpha homolog. The record is from RefSeq and is a predicted model, not a curated record. Gene Ontology annotation, molecular function: RNA binding. NCBI's taxonomy places the organism in Eukaryota, Metazoa, Chordata, Aves, Passeriformes, Paridae.